CUGUUCGUUUAUGUUCUCAGGGCUGCCGAAUGGAAACUCGACAACCCUGACUGGGUUGGUCGCUUGCGGCUGGUUCUCGGUCGCCGCUUGGAGCUGAGACUAGAGGACAAAACUACAGGUCAGCUGUUUGCCAAAUGUCCGGUUGAAAAAUACCCUGGACCUGCAAUCGAAGCGGUACUCGAUUCUAGUCGAUAUUUCGUGAUCAGGCUUCAGGAUGAUUCAGGUGAUUAUUUCAAGCUUUUGAUGUUCACGGGCCGUAAUGCGUUCGUUGGCAUUGGCUUUGCCGAUCGUAGCGAUUCGUUCGAUCUAAACGUCGCGUUGCAGGACCAUUUUAAGUCGUUAGCGAAAGAUGAGCAGCUCAGCCGAGAAAUGGCUUUAGAUGAGACGAAACCAAAAUUGGAUCUUAGUUUCAAAGACGGACAGACGAUCACUUUAAACAUAGGGAAUAAAUCUACUGUCUCCCGACCGCGGCCUCGUCGUUCUGGCGCUAACACAGAAAUCCCGCUUCUUCCGCCACCUCCCGGUGUAUCGCCGAAGUUGUUAACAAGAAGUCAGCAAACGCCCAACAGGGAGUUUACGUCUUCUGGUUUAUUCGAUGAGCACAGUGCAUUCCUGUCGUCGACAUCAUCAACGGUAGCUAAUGUCUCAGACAGAGGGAGUAGCAGCAACAUUGAGGUGUUAAAAUCAACAUUCGGCAGUAGCAGUGUGCCGGCUUCAUCAAAUGGCUCUUCAGCCAAUUUAGUUUGCUCCAACAUCCUGGAGUGGCAUUAUGUCAUUGAAGGCCCUCCUAACACUCCGUACGAUGGUGGAUUUUACUAUGGCAAGCUCGUUUUUCCUUCUGAAUAUCCGUUCAAGCCGCCAAGCAUCUACAUCCUUACCCCGAAUGGAAGGUUUCACACUAAUACCCGACUUUGUCUGUCCAUUAGCGACUUUCACCCUGACACAUGGAACCCUGGCUGGUCUGUCGGAACUAUUUUAACUGGCCUAUUAAGUUUCAUGGUUUGUACCUUGUUACUUUAUAUUCAAUAAUU
Soboliphyme baturini is the source of this 1031-nucleotide messenger RNA. The record is from the annotation of a GenBank genome assembly. Lineage: Eukaryota; Metazoa; Nematoda; Enoplea; Dioctophymatida; Soboliphymatidae.